This is a messenger RNA of Nerophis ophidion (straightnose pipefish), 2496 nucleotides long. RefSeq names its product pyruvate dehydrogenase complex component X (gene pdhx). Lineage: Eukaryota; Metazoa; Chordata; Actinopteri; Syngnathiformes; Syngnathidae. Gene Ontology annotation, cellular component: pyruvate dehydrogenase complex; mitochondrion. Gene Ontology annotation, molecular function: acyltransferase activity. The transcript is spliced from 12 exons. The record is from RefSeq and is a predicted model, not a curated record. The coding region runs from base 139 to 1596 and encodes 485 amino acids. Gene Ontology annotation, biological process: pyruvate decarboxylation to acetyl-CoA.
CCAAAACAGUUUACCCUUUAAAACGUCGUAGCGUGAGGAGUCUCAAAAGGGGUUACAUGUCUAAAGCCUGUCCAAUUGUAUGACUGAUGGUAACGAAGGCAUCUCCAUGGGCACUCCUCUCUGUGUGAGGUCGACAACAUGGCUGCUUCUUUGCUUUUAGGUCGUCAAGGAAUUCUAUUUGGCCUCAAAUUAUCCAACAUUAACAAGUCGUUGUGGGCCGCACAGUCGUUACAGGAGCAUGCCAGGCAUUUCUUGCAGUCUUCAAGGAUCUUCGGUGUCACGCCAGUCAAAGUUGAAAUGCCAGCUUUGUCGCCAACCAUGGAGGAGGGAAACAUUGUCAAAUGGUUAAAGAAAGAAGGUGAGGAAGUGACAGCGGGUGAUGCCCUUUGCGAAAUUGAGACUGACAAAGCUGUUGUUACCAUGGAAUCUAAUGAUGACGGAAUCUUGGCAAAGAUCCUGAUAGAGGAGGGAAGCCGCAACGUGCGCCUGGGAACUCUCAUUGCCGUUAUGGUGGAGGAAGGACAAGACUGGAAACAAGUUGAGAUUCCUUCACCAGAUGCUGUAAUUACUCCAUCUGCAGCUCCAUCUGAAACUGUUGUGCCCCCUGCCUUUCCUUCGCCACCAAAAACAGUCACCUCAGGACCGUUACGGCUUAGCCCGGCAGCAAGACACAUCCUGGAUACCCAUGGCAUUGAUCCAAAAUUGGCCACUCCCACUGGACCAAGAGGACUAAUUACUAAGGAGGAUGCAUUAAAUCUUAUGAAGAUGUCUCCUGAGGCAAAAAAAAUGCCCAUCCUGACUGCUCCACCUGUCCCGAGUCCUGCUCAGAGACCAGCAGCUGUUCCUCCACCACCAAGCAGCAGGCCCAACAUACCACCUCUAUCUAUACCAGGGAAACCUGGAGCACCGGGCACUUUCACAGAGCUCCCAGCCUCAAAUGUCCGCCGCGUGAUUGCUCAACGACUAACUCAGUCGAAAACCACCAUCCCCCAUGCUUAUGCCUCUGUUGACUGUAACAUGGCAGCUGUCAUGGCGCUACGUAAAGACUUAGCCAAAGAAAAUGUCAAAGUUUCUGUUAAUGAUUUUAUUAUCAAGGCAGCUGCAGUUACUCUUAAAGAGCUACCAGAAGUCAACGUGAACUGGUCAGGCGAUGGACCCCUAGCACUUGAUUCUAUUCACAUUUCAAUUGCUGUGGCAACCGACAAAGGACUCAUUACCCCCAUCAUCCGAGAUGCUGCAAUCAAAGGAGUUCAGGAGAUCUCAGCGAAUGCAAAGGCAUUGGCCCAAAAGGCUAGAGAUGGAAAACUUCUACCCGAGGAGUACCAGGGCGGCUCAUUCAGUAUAUCCAAUCUUGGGAUGUUUGGCAUCAGUGGCUUCAGCGCUGUGAUCAACCCACCACAGGCGUGCAUCCUGGCGGUCGGGACUUCCAGGGAAGAAUUACGCCUCUGUGAGGAUAACCAGACCCUGCGUACCCAACAGCUGAUGACUGUUACCUUGUCUAGCGACGGGCGGCUUGUGGAUGACGAACUGGCCUCACGAUUUCUUGACAGGUUUCGUGAUAACCUAGAGGAACCUCAGCGCAUGGCUUUAGCCUGAAAUAUGAUGACCGCAAAUUGGAAAUAAAGCAGCCAUGCGUGAGAGAGUUUUGGAAAAAAAACAUUUCCUGUCAUGUUUGGUUCAUGGCUUGGUGUGUGGAAAUACAUUUGCACUCGAAAUUAUCCAACCAUCAUUGUAAAUAACAUCCAUCUAUUUUCUGUAACGCGUGUCAUCAUUAAGGUCACAGCUGAGCGAGAGACCAUCCAAGCUGACUUCUGGCAAGUGGGGUACACCCCGGACUGGUCGCCAGCCUAACAAUGCACAUGUGGAGAGACAGGUACUCACACCUGUGGACAGUUAAGUUUCUCCAAUUAAGAUAGUAUGCAUGUUUUUGCAAUGCUGGAGGAAGCCUGAGUACCCAGCGAAAACCCAUGCACACACCGGGAGAAGAUGACAAUUCCACACAGAUGUUCGGAUAGUUUAAUUUAUUUUUGUUUUGUUGCAAGUUUAUAAAAUUUGCAAAUAAAUAUAAUCCAGAAUGAGGAUUGAAUCGUUUUGAGUGCAUCUUAGCAGGCUUUGGAAUGAAAUAGUCUCGCUCAGCUUCUUUCUGAGCGUAGUCCCAACUCGUGAUUUACAUAGCAGGGUGCAGUAACAUUAACCCUUCUUUCAUACUACUACCGGUACUAGUUUUGGUAUGCAAAUAUGUCAUUAUGUUGUGUUUGUACAGUGUGAAAAUAAAUAUUAGUAUAGCACUUAAACCAUAUUUAAAAGUGGAUUUGUUGUGAUAUUUAUUGCAGACACGGGAGUCAAUUCUUAUUACAUUCAGCAUUCAAUACAUUAACAUAAUGUUAGAAAACUAAAAAAUAAAUGUCAGGUUGCCUGUUGGUGUCCCUUAUGUACAAACAACUUCAAAAUGAUUGUGUCUGUUUUAACGUGCAAAAUAAAAGAUGCUAGUAUUUA